This is a messenger RNA of Melanotaenia boesemani (Boeseman's rainbowfish), 2119 nucleotides long. Its product is annotated as zinc finger protein 90 homolog. The transcript is spliced from 3 exons. Lineage: Eukaryota; Metazoa; Chordata; Actinopteri; Atheriniformes; Melanotaeniidae. Gene Ontology annotation, molecular function: RNA polymerase II cis-regulatory region sequence-specific DNA binding; DNA-binding transcription factor activity. The record is from RefSeq and is a predicted model, not a curated record. The coding region runs from base 336 to 1061 and encodes 241 amino acids. Gene Ontology annotation, biological process: regulation of transcription by RNA polymerase II.
AUCUGAGAGAGUUUAUCAGCGCGCGACUAACUGCUGCUGCUGAAGAAAUAUUCACAGAGUUUGAAAAAACCAUCGUCCAGUACGAAGAAGAGAUCGAUCGUCAGCGCAGACUGCUGGAUGUCACCUGGAAACCUCAGAAACACCUUCACGCUGCAGAACUCCCAGCUCAUUACAUCUGUGUGGAGGAUGAGGACGAUGCAGCUGAUGAGCAGAGCUCCAACCAGAAGGAGGAAUCCAGUCCGGUCCAGAUCCGGAAAUCCAGUCUAGACCAGGACAAAUCCAGUCUGAACCAGAAGGAACCAGAACCUCCGCAGGUUAAAGAGGAACCGGAGGAGAUGUGCAUCGGUCAGAGGGAGGAGCUGUUUGUACCGAAGCAGGAGGCUGAUAUCGUCAUGGUGACUCCUGGUGAGGAACCUGGUGACAGCGGGACGGAACCGGACGGCGACCUGCUCCUCCUCCUCAGCUCUGGUGGAGAGAACCAGAACCAGAACCAGAAAAGAAGCGAGUGUGAAAGUCCUGAUUUGAUUGAAAUUUCAGAGGUGAAGGAGAAGAGAAGAGCUGAUGGGGAGGGAAGUCCCGCCGGCAACUUCCACGGCUCUCCAGACGUUCAGUGUGUCUCCAAUCCGAGCGAAACAUUUCCCAAAUGUGAGAUUUUUGGAGACGUUUUUAGGUUUAAUUCCAACCUGAACGAACAUUUUCUGUCUCAUGCCAGCGAGAAGCCGUUGAUCUGCAACGUUUGUGGGAAGAGGUUCAGUUCUCUGUCCACGCUGAAGGUCCAUUCGAAGAUCCACACCGGGGUGGGCUUGUUGUACUGCAAGAUCUGCGGGAGAGGUUUCACCCGCAGAGACAUUCUGAGACUCCACAUGAGGAUUCACACAGGCGAGAAGCCGUACUUCUGCAAGACGUGCGGGAAAAGUUUCCGACACAGCGGCACCCUGACGGACCACGAGAGGACCCACACCGGGGAGAAGCCCUACACCUGCCACUUCUGCUGGAAGAGCUUCACCUACAAACGGGGUCUGACCGUCCACAUGAGGACGCACACCUUUAUCAGCUUAUGAUGAGGAUGCUCCUUUUUAUUAUUUAUCCAAAACAAUGCUGCAAAACUGAUUAGCUAAAGCAGGGGUUCCCAACCUGGGGUCUGGGACCCCCCAAGGGGUCCCCCAAAGAGUACACGGGGUCCCUGAGUUUUUGAACAUUAGAGCCAAUGUGAUUAAUGUGCACAAAUUGUCCCUAUUUUAAUGAAUAAAAGUAAGGCUGUAUGUUGUUCAUGUAACUUUGGCUAGAACACAUUAUUUAUGGUGAGAAUCUCUGAAAGCCUAAAACCAGAAGGGUUCCAGCACAGGGUGGAGCAGGGGGUCCACAGCGUGUUAGCAUGAAGGGGGUCCCAGAGGAAAAAGGUUGGGAACCACUGAUCUGAAGUUCUAUAUGGAUACACUUUGAUACAAAAUUAAAAAAAACUUUAUUGAUCUUUACUAAUAUUUAGAUCCUUGGAUGUCCGGACGACCUGUUUUCCUUGAAAUGACAUGAUCUCUGUGUGACAUAAAGGAAGUAGGAUGUGGGCUUUUAGGUCGGCUACGUAAAUUUUAGAUGCUUAGCAAUGUAAACGGUUAGCUAUGUAACCCAUUAGCUAGGUGGACGGUCGGCUGCGUGGACGGUCGGCUACGUGGGAAAAAGACUGAAUAAUAAUAGUGGUAAUGCUUGAAUUAAUUUAGAAUCUAAUUAAAAGUCUGAAUCUCUGUGUUUUAAUUUCCGUUAAAUGAAACGUUUCUAUCCAAAGAUGCUGCAGUUCGUUAUAUAAAAUUCAGGAAGUUUUCAGUGUGAACUGAUAACUAAACAAUUUUAAUAUAAAAAAGUGGAUUUUUCAGGACCAGCAGGGUUCAGUUGGUGUGUUACGGACGUGUUACCUUCCUCUUGUUUCCUGUUAUUUGUUGUGGAUGAUCUUCAUUUUAAUGUUUUUAAUAGUUAAAUGGUAAAAAUGGACGAAUAGUUUGUUUUAAUUCUCUUCAUAGUUUUUAACUUUUUAAAUUGUAGGGAAAACGUGUGAAAUGUUUGUGUGUUUUAUUCUGUUUCUUAUGGUUUCUGGAUGUAAUUCAUGUAAUAAACGGACUGGACUCCA